AUGGAGGCGGAUGCGGGAUUAGUGCAAGUCACUAACUUUCGCGGUGGUGGUCUCCCUGCCGACGAGGAUGUGGAGCGACAAGAAGAUGAAGCCGUAGACUUAAAAUUAAUAUUUAAAGAAUUUGUUGAACGAUUUCGUAUUCAUAAUGAUCAUUUAUAUAUGGAAAUGCUGCGAGCAAACCUAGCUGGUGGUUUAUUCUUUAUGGAAGUUGAAAUGUCACAUGUGCAACAGUUUAGUGGAACUCUCUUUAAUGCCCUUCACUCAACACCAACACGAACAUUACCAUUAUUUGAACACGCCUUAUGGGAAUUGGCAUUAGAGCGAAAACUAUUUCCAUCCUUUAGUAGACAAAGUACCGUACAAUUACAAUUAUACUGGGGAGUUCCACCGACACCAUUACGUCAAUUAGCUCAGGCUUCUGUGGCUCGUUUAGUUUGUAUAAGUGGUAUUGUUGUGAAGGCGAGUGCCUGUCAUGCUCGUUGUGUGAGAGCGGCUAUUCAAUGUACGAGUUGUUUAAGUAAAACGUAUAUUGGCGGUGGACGUAAUAUUGAUCUUCCACCGCAUUGUUUAGAAAAUGGUGGACGCCCCAAUGGAGGAACUAUGGGAGGAACUAUGGGAGGAGGAGGAGGAGGAGGUCAACGUAAGUGUAGACCGAAUCCGUAUACAUUAUUACCAAUGGAAUGUGAAUAUGAAGAUCAACAAAUUAUUAAAUUACAAGAGUUACCUGAGGAUGUGCCUACAGGUGAACUUCCACGACAUGUCACUGUAGUGGUGGAUCGUUAUCUUGUGGAUCGUGUGAGUCCUGGAUCUCGUGUGCAGGUGGCGGGUAUUGUAUCUGUACAAGAGAAACGUGGUGGAUUAGAAGGGAAUAAAAGAAAUGGUAAAGGAAUGCGUGGGGCUGCGGGAUUACGAGCACAGUAUCUUCGUUGUGUAGGUCUUAUGUAUAUUACCGCAAAGGAUGGGGGAACAUCUGUGCAGAGUGUCAAUCAGAACUUCUCCUCACGUGUACGUUCACAAUCAUUAACAUCAUGGCAGGCAGAGGAAGAGGCGGCAUUUAAACGGUUUGCAGAACAAGGACGUGUAUAUGAACGAUUUGCAAAGAGUAUAGAUCCUGCUAUUUUUGGAUUAGAAGAUCAGAAAAAGGCAAUUGUGUGUCUUCUCUUUGGUGGAACACGAAAAAAACAAGGAAGUAAUUAUUUACGUGGAGAUAUGAAUGUACUUUUUAUUGGUGAUCCAUCUACGGCGAAAUCUCAAUUACUAAAGUUUACAGAGAAAGUUGCCCCAAUUGGUAUUUAUACUUCUGGUAAAGGCAGUAGUGCAGCUGGUUUAACAGCAUCUGUUAUUUCUAAUGGAAAUGGAGAUUUUGUAUUGGAAGCGGGAUCUAUGGUAUUAGCAGAUGGUGGUGUUGUUUGUAUAGAUGAGUUUGAUAAGAUGCGAGAUCAAGAUCAAGUGGCUAUUCAUGAAGCGAUGGAACAACAAACCAUCUCUAUUGCCAAGGCAAAUCUUACAACAAUGUUAAAUAGUAGAACUAGUGUAUUAGCUGCGGCGAAUCCUACUCUUGGAAGUUAUGAUCCAUUACGUUCUAAUGAAGAACAAAUGGAUUUUCAAAGUUCUAUUUUAUCUCGUUUUGAUCUUAUUUUUAAAGUUAUCGAUCCACGUAAUCCUGAUAUUGAUAAUCGUUUAGCUCAACAUGUAGUAAAUCUACAUAAGGGUGGUAGUGGACGACAUACCAGAGGUUCCACUUCUUCCUCUUCUUCAUUAUUACCAUCAUCCUCUUCCUCAUCUUUUGCAGGAUCUUCUUUAAAUGGAAUUGUGGAACGUUCCUUCUUUACAAAAUAUGUUUCCUACGCCCGAUCCACACGGCAUCCACGUAUUUCAGAAGAUGCCAUGUCAGUAUUGUUAGACUUUUACGUACAAGUAAGGCGAGAGGCUCAUCAACAAACAUUAGAAGCUCUCUCUUCCUCUAAUACCGCAUCUGGGGCUAAACCACAAACUCCUAUUAUUCAAAUCACCGCACGUCAAUUAGAAAGUUUAGUUCGAAUUACAGAAUCCAUGGCUCGUAUGCGUUUGGAUGUUCUUGCCAGUCGUGCAGAUGCGGAAGAGGCCAUACGUCUCUUUAAAACGGCUACUGUAGACGCCAUUAAAAGUGGUGUCUCUGAUCAAACCAUGACGGCUUCGCAGAGUGAAUUAGUUCUUCGCAUUGAAGAGGCGCUUCGGCGGCGAGUGGCUUUGGGAGCGACAGUGGAACAGAAUAGACUCUUGUCGGAAAUGGCACGAAUGGGAUUUGAUGUGAAACUGGUGGAGCGUGCGGUGUAUGCAAUGGUGAAGCGAGAGGAAUUGGAAUGGCGUAAACAACGUACAUUGAUUCACCGAUUACGAUAA
Trypanosoma theileri is the source of this 2382-nucleotide messenger RNA. RefSeq names its product putative minichromosome maintenance (MCM) complex subunit. Gene Ontology annotation, biological process: DNA replication; DNA replication initiation; double-strand break repair via break-induced replication. Gene Ontology annotation, molecular function: single-stranded DNA helicase activity; 3'-5' DNA helicase activity; ATP binding. The record is from RefSeq and is a predicted model, not a curated record. Gene Ontology annotation, cellular component: nucleus; MCM complex. The transcript has a single exon. NCBI's taxonomy places the organism in Eukaryota, Euglenozoa, Kinetoplastea, Trypanosomatida, Trypanosomatidae. Bases 1 to 2382 code for a protein of 793 amino acids.